This is a messenger RNA of Dichotomopilus funicola, 1578 nucleotides long. Its product is annotated as major facilitator superfamily domain-containing protein. The transcript has 4 exons. Bases 1 to 1578 code for a protein of 525 amino acids. Gene Ontology annotation, cellular component: plasma membrane. Gene Ontology annotation, biological process: transmembrane transport. Gene Ontology annotation, molecular function: transmembrane transporter activity. The record is from RefSeq and is a predicted model, not a curated record. Lineage: Eukaryota; Fungi; Ascomycota; Sordariomycetes; Sordariales; Chaetomiaceae.
AUGGAUUCAGCCGCGCAGUCGUCGGCGGCCAAGCCUAACAACGACACACCGACAUCUUCGAGGAAGCCCAACCAAGUGCCCUCUCAGCAACCGUCACUAGACGAGAUCUCGCACCCUCAGACCGGAAGUGCGUCCGAAGAUGACCCUGACCCUACCCCUACAAGCGAAGAAGGGCAAUGGGUGUCCGGCAGGAAGCUCGUCAUCCUCUCAAACUUGCUCAUCGCGGCUAUGUUCUUGAUGAUGCUCGACACCUCGAUUAUUUCGACCGCAAUCCCGCGCAUUACCGACGAAUUUCAUUCUCUCGAGGAUGUUGGCUGGUACAUCAGCAUCUACCAGUUCGCCAAUGCUACUCUUCAACCUAUUUGGGGUCGCAUCUAUCAUAAAUUUAGCAACAAGGCCGCCUUUCUCACCGCACUGGCCAUCUUCGAGGUCGGCUCCCUGAUCUGUGGUAUCGCAGUCUCCUCCCCCAUGCUCAUUGUUGGGCGCGCCGUUGCCGGUAUUGGUAGCACGGGCCUAGUGAGUGGCGGUCUUACCAUCACAGCUUCUGCCGUCCCAAUCGAGAAGCGCGCUCCCCUAACGGCCAUCCUUAUGGGUAUUUCUCAACUCGGCGUUGCCUUCGGCCCCAUUCUCGGUGGAGUGUUCACCUCGUAUGCUACCUGGCGUUGGUGCUUCUACAUCAACCUGCCCAUCGGAGCUCUGCUCCUCCUCGGUAUCUGCCUGGUCCCGGUCCCCGAUCAGAUCCAAAAGCCCAGCCCGUGGUCCGUUAUCCGGGAACUUCAUUACCACUUCGACAUUUGCGGAUUCAUCCUCAUCGCUGGCGCCGCUUUCCAAAUCCUCCUCGCCUUGUCUUGGGGCGGCAGCAAAUAUGAAUGGGACUCUGGCUUCGUUACCGGUCUCUUCAGUGGCGCGGCCGGCCUCAUCAUUAUCUGGCUUGUUUGGAAUUGGCAUCGAGGCGACGCGGGCCUGAUCCCUAUCUCACUCAUCAAGGUUCAGGCGGUCAACCUAGUGCAAAUAACGGGCUAUGUAAUCCCCUACGCCUUGAUGGCGGCGGCAGCCGGUUCUAUCUCCAACGGCAUGUACUCGACUUUCUCGCCCACAACUUCGACGGUUGAGUGGGUGGGCUAUCAGAUUCUCAACGGAUUCGGUCGCGGUGUGGGUAUGCCGAUGGCAGUUCUUGCGGUCCAGGCGGCCAUCCCUCCCGCGGAUCUCGCUAUGGGCAACGCUAUCAUUAUCUUCGUCCAAAGCUUGGGAAGCGCUAUCGCCCUUUCUGUCUCCGACGCCAUUUUCCAGACCAAUCUUGUGUCCGAAAUCGCCCUCAAAGCGCCUCAUGCUGACGCCGCCGCUAUUAUUGUUGCCGGCGCCACCCGCUUCCGUAGCGUGGUUAACGAGCAAAACUUGCCCGGUGUUUUGGAAGCAUAUGCCCUCUCCAUUGACCGUGUCUUUUAUCUGGCGGCGGGGCUUAGUUGCCUCGGGAUGCUUACCGCCCUUGGUAUGGGUUGGGUGAAUAUCAGCAAGAAGCAGAGGAUGCGGAAUGCCGGGAUUCCUCUGCAGGACUUGAGCGCUUCCCAGCGCGUGUAA